AUGGCUUCCCGAAGCAGCUCAGGAGAGGAGAAGCCGAAGCGCCAGCAAAAGAAGCCCGUCCAGCAGCAGACCUACGAGUCUGAAGAAGAGUCCGAGGAAGAGUAUGCGCCUCCACCACGGAGACGCGGCCAGCGCCAGCAAAAGGGAGGCGGUGGUCCCCUAGACAACCUCGCCCUCGACAGCGUCCAGAACACGGCAGGCGGCCUCGUCAACGGCGCAACCGGAGCCCUGGGCGGCAUCGCCGGCAACGCCGUCGACCAGAAGGGCGGCGGCGGAAGCGGCAAGAGUGACACGCUCCGCCUGCGGCUCGACCUCAACCUUGACAUUGAGAUCACGCUCAAGGCCAAGAUCCAUGGUGAUCUGGAACUCGCUCUCUUGUAA
Lasiosphaeria miniovina is the source of this 381-nucleotide messenger RNA. RefSeq lists its product as uncharacterized. The transcript has a single exon. Bases 1 to 381 code for a protein of 126 amino acids. The record is from RefSeq and is a predicted model, not a curated record. NCBI's taxonomy places the organism in Eukaryota, Fungi, Ascomycota, Sordariomycetes, Sordariales, Lasiosphaeriaceae.